This is a messenger RNA of Hibiscus syriacus, 744 nucleotides long. Its product is annotated as glycine-rich RNA-binding protein RZ1A-like. The coding region runs from base 53 to 691 and encodes 212 amino acids. Gene Ontology annotation, molecular function: zinc ion binding; RNA binding. NCBI's taxonomy places the organism in Eukaryota, Viridiplantae, Streptophyta, Magnoliopsida, Malvales, Malvaceae. The transcript is spliced from 4 exons. The record is from RefSeq and is a predicted model, not a curated record.
UACUCUUUUCGAGUUUGCUUCUCUUUCGCCUCUGCUUUUCUCUGCUUACAGUAUGCCGGAAGACGAGUACCGUUGUUUUAUUGGUAACCUUUCAUGGUCAACAUCUGAUAGAGGCCUAAAAGAUGCAUUUGACAAGUUUGGAAAUCUUCUUGAGGCUAAGGUAGCUGUUGACAGGUUUUCUGGCCGUUCUCGUGGAUUUGGAUUUGUCACUUUUGAUGAGAAAGCUGCAAUGGAAGAAGCUAUUGAAGCAAUGAAUGGAAUGGAUUUGGAUGGGCGGAAUAUAACUGUUGAUAGAGCUAAGCCUCAACAAGGGUCAGGGAGAGAUUAUGAUGGUGACCGUAGCCGUGAUAAUGGACGUGAUCGUGAUCGUGACCGUGACCGUGAUCGUAAACGUGGCUAUGAUAGAAGUCGUGGAUCCAAUGGCGGGGAAUGUUUUAAAUGUGGGAAACCUGGACAUUUUGCUAGGGAGUGUCCUAGUGAUGGGGCUAGGGGGGAUAAGUACGGUGGUAAGGGGGAUCGUUAUGGUGGUGGCAGUGAUGGUGGUCGCCAUGGUCCUGAUAGAAAUGGUGAUCGGUUUGGUGGGCGUAGCAGGGAUGCAGGUAGUCGAGGGGGGUCUGGUAGUGAAAGAUAUAAUCGUGAUCGUUCUGGACCAUAUGAGCGUCGUGGAAAUGGAGGUCCUCGUUCUGGAUGAGAUGACUUUUUGUCAUGAACAAGGGUUGCUGCUUUUAUGGUGAAGCUUGAAGU